Molecule: messenger RNA, 468 nt
Organism: Pterocles gutturalis (yellow-throated sandgrouse)
Lineage: Eukaryota; Metazoa; Chordata; Aves; Pterocliformes; Pteroclidae
Gene: RPL22L1
Product: ribosomal protein L22-like 1
Exons: 3
Biological process (GO): cytoplasmic translation
Cellular component (GO): ribosome
Molecular function (GO): structural constituent of ribosome; RNA binding
Source: RefSeq, a predicted model, not a curated record
CAAAAGGACAGAAAAUCUAAAAAGUCAACCUGGAAGUUUUGCCUUGACUUGACCCAUCCUGUGGAAGAUGGAAUUUUUGAUUCUGGGAAUUUUGAACAGUUCCUAAAGGAGAAGGUUAAGGUCAAUGGAAAAACUGGAAACUUGGGCAACACCGUUCACAUUGAACGUCUGAAGAACAAGAUCACAGUGACGUCCGAGAAGCAAUUUUCUAAGAGGUACCUAAAAUACCUCACAAAGAAGUACCUCAAGAAGAACAACCUGCGUGACUGGCUUCGUGUUGUUGCAUCUGACAAAGAGACAUACGAAUUACGCUACUUCCAAAUCAGUCAAGAUGAAGAAGGAUCGGAGUCUGAGGAAUAACUGAAGCUUAGCUUUAUAAUCGAUACAGUGUACAAAAGACUAGAACAUCUAUUUAUAAGAACACUUAAGUUAUUGGUGAAUAAAGAUUUUGUACUCUGUUUGACAGAG